Molecule: messenger RNA, 5724 nt
Organism: Brienomyrus brachyistius
Lineage: Eukaryota; Metazoa; Chordata; Actinopteri; Osteoglossiformes; Mormyridae
Gene: ksr2
Product: kinase suppressor of ras 2
Exons: 21
Coding region: 585-3458 (957 amino acids)
Biological process (GO): protein phosphorylation
Molecular function (GO): ATP binding; protein kinase activity
Source: RefSeq, a predicted model, not a curated record
AUGCUGCGAAAGCCGCUCGUUUGAUUGACAGGGAACAUGUCGGUGCGGAGGGAGAGCGCCGGGAUGCGGCUGAUGGCUCGGGAGACGGGGAGUACGUACACCCAAUGUACACGCCACCUUUAAAAAAAGAAACAAAAACAAAAAAGAAAGAAAGAAACAAAAACGGUUACGUUUGCCGUUUAGUGUUUAUUCAUUGUGCAGUGAUGUGUUAAACAUUUUUUUAUUAUUUUAUUUAUCUUGACUCUGAGCCACGCAAUGGAUCCAGGAGAGGCGAGCGCUGUGGUCAAAUUUUAUUUCUCUCGAAAUUGUGUAUCUUGCUGUUAGCUCAGCUCUCAGCUUCAGUACCACUACCUGAACUACCCUUAUGAAAACACUUCGUCAGGGAAUACAAAAAGGACGUUUACAAUGAAGUCGCCUUCCAAAUAGGGGGAAAAAAAACCUUUUUUAAAACACAUUUAAAUAAUUGAUAAAUCCAGCUACUUUGCGUUUACCAACUUGUUUCCAUCUGAUCGGCGAUUCAUUUGAACGAUACUUUAGGAUCAAAUUCGGGAAAGUGAGAUACAAACGACCACUGCUCGCAAACUAUGGACGAGGAGAAUAUGACAAAAAGCGAGGAGCAGCAUCUGAGUUUGCAAAAAGCGCUGGAGCAGUGUGAGCUGGUGCAAAAUAUGAUAGACAUUAGCAUAUCCAGUUUGGAAGGUUUAAGGACCAAAUGUGCCACAUCCAACGACUUGACACAAAAGGAAAUACGAACACUGGAGGGCAAACUGGUGAAGUACUUUAGCCGUCAGCUGUCUUUCAAACGGCAGGUGGCGCUGCGGGAUCGCAGUGCUGAGCUGGACGGCUUCCCUCACCUGGCCCACUGGUUCCGCAUUGUUGACAUGAGGAAGGAGGUGAUCGAGGAGAUCAGCCCAUGCCAGCUUACCUUGGAGGCGCUGCUGGACAUGAGUGAGGAGCAGGUGUGUGAGACUGUGCAGAAGCUGGGCGCCAGCCCCGAGGAGUGCGCGCGCCUCAACGCCUCGCUGUCCUGCUUGCGCAGCGUCCACCAAUCAGAACAACUGGAAGAUGACAAGCUGCACGAUAAUGGAGAAAGUGGCCCGGCCAAGCAAGACUGGGCGAUCCAGUGGCCCGCGUCCGAAUCGGGGAAGGAGAACACGCCCGCUUGCCCGCAGGAGCCCAGCCAGUGGAUGCGUUUCCAGCUCUCCCAGAGCCCCAAGGUCCAGUCCAAAUACAGCCAGCCGUUCAGCCCCAGCCCGCAGACCCUGGCUCCCUCCUACAGCCACGUGGACCGGCUGACGGUGGAGGCACAUGCGGCUCUCUUCCCCGUGCUGGACACCGGCCAUCGCUCUCUGCCUCCCUCGCCGCGCCAGCGACACUUCCCCCACACGCCCCCGAGGACGCCCCUGGUGGUGCACACCAUGACACCCCCCGGUACGCCGCCUGCGAGGAGGAGAAACAAGGGCAAGGCCCCCGGCACGCCCCCGCCCUCCACUCGCAAGCUCAUCCACCUCCUGCCCGGCUUCACCGCGCUGCACCGCAGCAAGUCGCAUGAGUUCCAGCUGGGCAACCGCAUGGAAGAUGUCCAGACGCCAAAAGCAAAGAAGAAGAACAAGCCCUUGAACCUGAAGAUUCAGAGCACAGUGGGGAGCUGCGAGAACAUCCCCUCGCAGCGCUCGCCCCUCCACACCGAGCGCACGCUUCGCUCCUUCUUCUUCCCCUCCUUCCUCCCGUCUACUCCUCCCGUUCACAGUGACACCACUUUCUCUGCAAACACCCUCUCAGUGCCUCGUUGGUCCCCUCAGAUCCCCCGUCGAGAUCUGGGAAACUCGAUAAAACACAGAUUUUCAACCAAGUACUGGAUGUCUCAAACAUGCAUAGUGUGUGGAAAAGGAAUGUUGUUUGGACUUAAGUGUAAAAACUGCAAGUUGAAGUGCCACAACAAGUGCACCAAAGAAGCACCGCCUUGUCACUUACUGAUCAUCCACCGUGGAGAUCACCAAGGAACGACCCAAGCUCGCUUGGUCAGGACUGAGUCUGUACCGUGCGAUAUCAACAACCCCCUCAGGUACACCGAUUUGCACAUCAGUCAGACGCUCCCCAAGACCAAUAAGAUCAACAAGGAUCAUAUUCCCGUUCCUUACCAGCCAGACUCCAGCAGUAACCCCUCAUCUACGACUUCCUCCACGCCCUCGUCCCCAGCUCCACCUCUUCCUCCCAGUGCCACGCCCCCCUCACCCUUACACCCGUCCCCCCAGUGCACAAGGCAACAGAAACAGUUUAACUUGACAGCCUCUCAUUAUUUCAAAUAUAAGCAGCAAUUCAUCUUUCCAGACGUCACACCCGAGGUGCCAAACCGAGCUCCACAAGUCGUCCUGCAUCCCGUUCUCUCCGAACCAGGUAAUGAAGGAAACCCCCUCCUGAAAAUUGAAGUGGAACUUACGUCCGAGAACGAGGAGGGAAACGACGAGGCAGAGGUCUCGGAGGAUGAGUUUGAGGAGAUGAACCUCUCACUCCUGUCGGCACGAAACUUCCCUCGCAAGGCCAGCCAGACCAGCAUCUUCCUGCAGGAGUGGGACAUCCCGUUCGAGCAGCUAGAGGUUGGCGAGCUCAUCGGAAAGGGCCGCUUCGGCCAGGUGUUUCACGGCCGCUGGCACGGCGAGGUGGCCAUCCGGCUCAUCGACAUCGAGCGCGACAACGAGGACCAGCUGAAGGCCUUCAAGCGGGAGGUGAUGGCGUACCGCAACACGCGGCACGAGAAUGUGGUGCUGUUCAUGGGUGCCUGCAUGAGCCCCCCGCACCUAGCCAUCAUCACCAGCUUAUGUAAAGGAAGGACACUUUACUCCGUAGUAAGGGAUGCAAAGGUGGUACUUGAUGUCAAUAAAACCCGACAGAUUGCGCAAGAAAUGGUGAAGGGGAUGGGAUACCUCCAUGCCAAAGGGAUUCUACACAAGGACAUGAAGUCUAAGAACGUUUUCUACGACAACGGCAAAGUUGUCAUAACUGACUUCGGCCUCUUCACCAUUUCGGGAGUGCUCCAAGCCGGCAGCAGGCGGGAGGACAAACUGCGGAUUCCCAGCGGGUGGCUGUGUCACCUGGCCCCCGAAAUUAUCCGCCAGCUCUCACCUGAUACAGAGGAGGACAAGCUCCCUUUCUCCAAGCAGUCUGACGUGUUUGCCUUCGGCACGAUCUGGUAUGAACUGCACGCACGUGAGUGGCCUUUCAAGAACCAGCCAGCAGAGGCCAUCAUAUGGCAAAUGGGCAGUGGGAUGAAGCCCAAUCUUAGCCAGAUUGGCAUGGGCAAGGAGAUCUCGGAUAUUCUGCUUUUUUGCUGGGCUUUCAAGCAAGAGGAGAGACCAAGCUUCUCUAAACUGGUGGAUCUGCUGGAAAAAUUGCCAAAACGGAACCGUCGUCUUUCCCAUCCGGGGCACUUCUGGAAGUCAGCUGAGUAUGUCAAAUGAGUUAAGAACAAAUCAAAAGAGAACCAGACAAAAAACCCAUCCUCCCCCCUUUUGAGUGCACUGAGAAAUGCCAGCCAUAGCUCAAACUGUCUUGACUGUGACCCCCCCCCACCCCCACAGAUUGUCUGUGUACUUAGUGUGUAACUUAUUAAUAGUUCCAAAAGACUCCUUGACAUUGUCAGAACUCAUUUAUUUUUUGCUGUUUGCAGCAUUGAUUUAAUUCCAUUAUUUAACUGACCAGUUUCCUUCUUACAUUGUCUUCUUGGUUUAUCUAUUGUUUGCCUAUUUAUUUAUUUAUUUGUUUGUUUAUUCUUUAAUGUUAUAACAAUGAUGACUUUUUGUGUCAUGAAUCACGUCAUAAUGUAUUUUACUGCAUUUUUAUGAACAAAAUGCACAGCUGAGUGUGUUUUCCCCCUUUUUGUUUUGAUUUUGUACGAAAAUGUAGUUUUUAGCGUUAAAGUCAUUGUUUUACAACAAUGUACAAUGUACUUCUGUCUCAAGUUGCCAUUUCUCCUGUUUUCCUGUGCCUCUCUUUUGCCACGCCGUUGCCAUGCACCCAUCUGUGAAUGUUUGUUCGUCUUGUGUGCGUUAAAAUCAAACCGCAUUACCCCUGCGAGGAGAUGCCCAGAGAUUCAACCCUCUGUUCUCUGUCUGAAGAAAUCUACUCUGCCAUAUAUAGGAGUUGGUGGUAAUUUUCUGGGUAAUUGUAGUUUUCAUGUUACUUGAACACUGGGUUGUUGUCUCACUGACAACUCAGAAAUAAACAAAGGCAGAUAAUCUACCUACUAUGGAGCACAGCAGUCGGCAGAAGUCAAUCACCAUGAUUUGACACUUGAGAUCUAUCGCAUUAACCAUGAAAAAACCACUAAAUCACAUUCGCUUGAUGCCGAUUUCGGGGGAGAGAAGCGGGUGUUUGGCACGUUUGUUUGCCUGGGUGGAUUUAAUUACAUAUUUGCUGUCUGUUCAAUUUUUUUUUUAGUUCUUAUCACGCGUUCACUUGUUUACAAAACAUACAGGGCAAUCACAUAUCUACAAUCGUACUGAAAACUAAUGCCAAUUCUGUGUGAUGAACAUCCAAAUUGGAUGCAUCGAGAUCCAGAUUCCAGGACAUCGCCUCUCUCUGACUGUUGCAUGCUCUGAACGUACGUACAUAUAAAUAAAUAUAUAUAUACAUAUAUAAAUAUAUAAAUAUGAAUAAAUAUUAAAUGAAAGACUAUAUCCGUCCGUUUUUGUAUUAAAUGUAAGUCUGGGAACACUCUCAAUGUCUGAGUUUGACUGAAUGAGUCAUGUCAUAGCUGUCAGGCUCGUGAGGAGUGUAAAAUCUGUCAGGACUUUCCUUAAGCCUGAGCCACGUGAAAUACAGGUAGACAAUCCGCGAUGUACAGAACCAUUUCUACUUCUGACGUGUAUGCCGGCAUUGACUAUGGACACAGAUGUUUUUCCACCUCUUCAGAGCACAUUGAUCUGUUUUGGAACUACUAGAAUUCACAUGUUGUAAGUGGAUCAUGUAUAUUUUUUAAGUGUAUCCGGAGAUCGGAAGCUUACAUGCACGCGGCAACUUAAUCGAUUUACGUGGGGGGGGGGGGGGGAGAGAGACCCUUCAUUUCUUACAUAGUGACUUAUUUUGAGAAUAAACGAAUAUGAGAUUGUGCUGGCCAUGCCGGAGUAUUUUCUGACGGAGUUAAAACUGCCAGCGAGAAAUUGGGUCAUUCUGUCACUGCAAGCUUUGUUAAAAAAAAAAAAAAAAACAAAUGAAUAAAAUAUAUAAACAAAAAAUAGAUGUCUAAAAGAAUGAUCACAGUGCUAUGUUUGUAUGAUGCUUGAAGCAUCACAAACUGUCUUGCCGCUGGUUUGGGGGACACCAUUCCGCUGAAACCCAUCCAGUGUGAGCUCAGCACCUAUGUCAGUGUCAUGCAUAUUUAAUCAGCAGAAAGGUGUGCUUUCCGGCCUCCCAUAUUUCCAUGUGCGUUGGUGUCUAUGUUUUCCCUCCCCGUCUCCGAAUGUUUAUGUUGUGAUUUUCCUGUGUUUGGUUCACUUUCUUCCUCCUUUUUUAACUGUUUUCUGAUAUUUCAUCUUCAUUGUGUGCUGAUUGUUUCUUUUCCCUUCGUUAUCCAGUCCUGUACUGUAACGUGUAGCUCAAAAGCAUGUCUUUUUACUGCUGAUGUUUGGUUCAUGGCUUUCUGUCUGGUGGAUUUAUUAUAAAAGCUCUCUGUUUGCACUCAUUCUUUACAAGUGUAUGACAAUAAAAAAAUGCUUUCAUUUUGGA